AUGGCACGCCAUAUCCGCGUGGACCGUGCCCACAGCGACGGCGACGGCGACGAGUGUGCGGCCGCCGGCGCGGGCGCAUUCGGCUGCCCCGCGUGCUCCGCGACGCUGCCGUCGCAACAUGCGCUGACGCUCCACCUGCGCUCGGAACAGCACCGCGGCGGCGGCUGCGGCGGCGGCGCGGGCGCGCCCUUCCCCUGCGGCGUCUGCGGGAAGGCGCUCAGCUCGGCGUCUUCGCGCGACCGCCACGCGCUCGUGCACUCCCGCGAGAGACCCUUCCAGUGCCGCGUGUGCGGCGUCGCCUUCACCACCAACGGCAACAUGCACCGCCACCUCCGGACGCACGAUGCGGCCCCGGAAGCUUCGCCCGCCUCGAAGCGCCGGCGCGAGUCCUGCGGCAGCAGCAGCAGCAGUAGCGCCGGCGGCAGUAGCCGCGCGGGGAGUACCAGAGGCUCGUCGCCCCCGUCUCCGACCGUGUGCAACAAGCGCAAGGUGGAGGAGGAUGGAGAUGCCUGUGAAACUUCCAUCAGGCAACGAUUACGUGGUUCCGUGGGCACAGGCUCGCCCGAAGAUUUAAGUGGUGAUGGCAAAUUACAGUGCCCAGUGUGUGAGAGACAUGAAUUUCCUUCUGUUGUCUCACUUGAAUUACACAUCAAUAAGAUGCAUCCAGGUACUGAUACACCAUUCUACAAGUUGCAUCAGCUGCAGGACAACAAAAUACGCUGUGAUAUUUGUGGCGCUGCUUUCCGCAAUAGUCGUGACCUCGAUAUGCACAGAUAUGCUGCUCAUGACACAGUUGUCGGAUUUCAGGACCUCACUUUUGUUGACUUCUCCAGCUCAAAAUUUCCACAUAUUGCCCGUGCUGUGUGUGAACAAUCACUGCACCGGCCAUCGAAAGCAACAUGUCCAAGAUUCCAGUGCCUCCACUGUCACCGAUCCUUCCCCUGCGAUAGUGCUCUUAAGAUUCAUAUACAUGCUGGCUGUGGCUUGGCAGCGACGACUUCUUCAGAUAGUGCUGAAAGUGAUGGUCCUACUGAUCUCAGUUGUCACUCAGGAAGGCGGCAAGUCUCUCCAUCAGAAUCAGAAGAUGAAACACCUGAAGAAAAGAAGAGGCAUGAUUUCUUUUCAUGCCUUGAUCUCCGUAAUAAAGUAUCAUCUCAGGUGCCUUAUGAAACACCUUCACCAGGACCUCAGUUCAAGGAAGACAGUUUGGAGCAACCUUCUGACUUUUCAAACUUUGAUCAGUCACCACAAAUGGGCACUAGAGAUUUGGCAGAUAUUCAGAGCAUGAUCUCUGUAACAUCAGUUGGUGGGAUAUUGCCAGAGCUCUCCAAAUCCCCAUCUCCUCCUCCUCCUCCUCCUUCAUCAUGCCAUAGUGCCAGUGGUGAUCUCACACCUCCAGAUUCAGCUGUCAAAGAAGAGGAACAACAAGAUCUAUUUGCUGCAGAGUUUCGACGCAUGAAGUUGCGUGGGGAAUUCCCAUGUCGACUGUGUGAUGCAGUUUUUCCAAAUUUACGAGCACUCAAAGGUCACAGCAGAGCACAUUUGUCAGCAGGAUGCUGCAAUGUGUGUCCGUUCACCCACUCUGAUCGCACCAUUCUUUUGCGGCAUAUGCGAUCUCACAAUGGAGACCGCCCUUAUGAAUGUGCUCUAUGCAACUAUGCUUUCACAACGAAGGCCAAUUGUGAGAGGCAUCUGAGAAAUCGCCAUUCCAAACUGUCUCGUGACGAUGUGAAAAAAUCUAUUAUUUAUCAUCCCUCUGAGGAUCCUACAAAUGAUCCAGAGCUGCAGGGGAAGAUAACAACAAAAUUAGACGUAAAGAGGAGUCUUGUAUUUGCAUCUGGCUCAUCAGAAGAAUAUGGCACUGGACAUCUUCUGAGUACAGCAUUGUCACAUUCCAGACCUGAUAUCACCAAAGAGACCACUGAGGAAGUGAAACUAGACAUUCCCAUGUCAUUGCAGGAAAGAUUACGACCCACUGCUACUACUGAUACUACAAACAAUGACAGUGUAAAAACACCAUUACUAAUAGAUAAACCAGACAAGAUAGAGGACCCAACUAUUUCUUGUAACACACUACCACAGGUAUCAGAGGAGAGUCUAAUGUCUGUGACUGUGAAGAAAGAGGAAAAUGAAAAUGAACAUGAACCAGAGGCAGAGGUAGAGCCUGAAGAUGAUCAGCAAAAUAUACAAGACAAAGAAACACUAAUCACUUUCACAAACCAGUUUUCCAGUUUAGUCAGUCAAAGCCAAAGACCUAUAUGUGCCUCAGCUAUCACGUGUGGUGCAACACCAUAUGGUAGAGACGUAAAUUCACCAUUGGAUCUCAGUAUGGAUGCCUUGGACUUGCGCAAGAAGAAGAAGAAGGAACCCUCACCAUCACCUCCCCCAUGUCAUUCACCAUUUCCUUCAGCAGAUGAUGAUGAUGAAGAUGCUGAAAAGCCUCAGGAUUUAUCCAAAAAGUCUGCUACUCCUGUAUCAUCUAGUCACUACACUGACAAAAUCCGAAAAUCUCUCUUUGGAUCACAGGUCAAAGCUGAAAAUCAAGUCCCCUUAGUAAUGAGCAAUAGCCCUGGCUCCAUUUUGGCACAGCAUAUUUUGAAUACAGUCAGCAAUCGUGCUUCAAAUCUCCCACCUCAUCUUAACCAGAAUCCUCCACAGUCACCCAAUACAGAUGUUCCUGCAACCAGAUACUUUCCACAGUUUGGUUCACCAUACAUAUCAUCUAUUUUCCCUUAUUUUUUGAUUCCCUCACCUUCUAGACCAAUCUUUCCUCCCACAUCAAAUUUGCAGGAAGUGGAAGAAAUGAAGGAACGUUUGCUGCAAAAGGAAUUAAUUCGUGAAAUACGGCUUACUUGUGGUGGAAAAGUAUUAAGUGCAGUGCCUGGAAAUGAACAGAUUAAUAGACACCCACAAACUUUCCAAGACUCUUCAAAUGAUUUCAGUAGCAGGAAUGCCAGUAUGAAGUUGAAGCAGGAAAUUGACACCAAUGUUCCUGUCCCCGUGGCUGAAAAGGCAGAUAUAAUACAUCACAUGCCACCAAAACCAGUUACUAUAUCCCGGGAUCUACCUGCUGUACCAUCAUCCUCUGUAAAAAUGGUGAUCAAGAAUGGUGUUCUGAUGCCAAAGCAAAAGCAAAGAAGGUACCGCACUGAGAGGCCGUUUGCAUGUGAACACUGUUCAGCACGAUUUACACUCCGUUCAAAUAUGGAGCGACAUAUAAAGCAGCAACACCCUCAGUUAUGGAGUCAGCGACAACGAACAGUGGGAGGACCAGGAAGGAGGCCACAACCACCUCCGAAUGUUACGUGCACUGAUAUGCAAGAUGUGCCCCAUCUUCUCACUAUUCCACGACCAGUUACAGAGGUUCUGAAGGAGCAGCAACGGUCUACAUCCAGCAACAACUGCACAAUCUUCAACAGUAGCAGUGUUACUUCCACUGCUACCGUCACUCCCACCACUAGCAUAAAUAUUGCAGCAACAGCAGUGGUGACUACCACAGGCACUACAGUUGUUACUCCAGCCACUUCCAUGAGGAAUGAAGAUAACAGUCACAACACUAAUAAUUGUGGUUCAAAGACUUACAUCUCAGAUGAAGUGAAACAUGCAAUUGCUCAACAGCUGAAAUCAAAAUUGUCUGUAUCAGCUGAUGAUGCAGAUGAUGAAGCUGAACUGGUCAUUGAUGAGAGUGAGCAGUCCCCGAACCCAACUCCGCAGCCUCCAGUUCCCUCUAUUACAGUUGUGUCACCAGAGGAACUGGAAAUGAGAGCAGGAGUAGGCACAGACCUUGCAAGUGUCUCCAGAUUGCUAGAUGCAGCAAAUCAACAAACCCAUGCUUUCCAGCGAUAUUUCAAACUGGAGGACAAUAGUGAGGAAGAUGAGGAUGGCCUUGUUGCUGGAAGCAGUGAUGAGAACAGGUCUGAGACGGAGCUUACACCCCCAUCAGAUGUCAAGAAGAAAAGUGCAUAUUCCCUGGCACCAAAUCGGGUCUCAUGCCCUUACUGCAACCGCAAAUUCCCAUGGUCAUCCUCACUAAGGCGUCAUGUCCUGACCCACACAGGUCAAAAACCAUUUAAAUGCAAACACUGCCCACUGCUUUUCACUACAAAAUCAAACUGUGACCGUCAUUUAUUGCGUAAACAUGGUGGAAGUAGUGGGAGUCAGGCUGUUAAUGCAAGUGCAGUUGGGAGCGCAAGCAGCAGUGGGGAAACUUCUCCUGGGGCAGUAAACUCUGCAACACGUAACGUACCUGAACGGCCAUACAAAUGUCACCAGUGCCCGAGUUCAACAUUUUCAACUCAGAGCAAUUUGCGUAAACAUUUGUCCACGAAGCAUGGGAAUCAAACUGGCAGUAGUCCCACUGGCAGUGGUAGUGAUGAACCGUCGUCUGUAGACCCCGAAGUAAGUGUUCUGACAGACUCACCUCCUCCAAUAACUCCUGUGCUUGUGGCACUACCUCCAGUGCCUGAAGCGAGCACAGUAGCCACACCAGCUGUGUCACCCGUUGCACCUCCUGCUGUGACUAUAGAGGAAGCAUCACCUACAGUGGUGCCCUGCAUUGUACCCAGCAGAUUAUCUUCACAACUAAAUCAAACUUCUGCAGCAGUGGACACAUUGCCAUCUUCUGAGCUGCCAUUCAAGUGUCACUUAUGUGAUGGGAGUUACGCAGAAAGGCAAGAUGCACUCAAUCACAUACAAGAAUGCCAUACUGCUGAAUUUGAGCUACUUGUAAUGAAAGGUGCCCUUGAAGCUGCUGAAGACAAUAACAACAUCAGUAACAGUGGAGCAAUGGGUGUUGUGAAGGAAGAAGGAAACCAUACACAUGUGGCACAACACAAUCCAGAGGAAGGGAUGGAAUCAGCCAGAGGAAAAUUUCCAGAUUAUGCCAACCGGAAGGUGAUGUGUGCUUUCUGUAUGCGACGUUUUUGGUCAGCAGAGGAUUUGCGCCGUCAUAUGCGUACACAUACUGGUGAGAGGCCAUUCUCUUGUGAUGUCUGUCGCCGGCGUUUCACAUUGAAACACAGUAUGCUUCGACACCGCAAAAAACAUGGAGGCUGUGCAGCAGCUAGUGUGACACCACUUGUGACUGAAAGUGAUGGAUGUGUAAGUGUGACUGAUAACAGCAGCCCCCCGGGAAACAACAACAACAACAGUAGUAGCAACAACAACAACAUCAAUAGUAACAACAACAAUAAUGAUGAUGCUACCACACCGUCAGUUGUUAAAGGUCGGGGUGAAUCAGAAGAUGCGUCAGAUCUCAUAGGUAAUCUACUUGGCAUCCAGGACCGUUCUAUCAUAGACAAAGCUCUCCAGGCUCGGUCAGCCGAUGAUGCGGCAAAACUUCUUGGUGUCAAACAAUGAAAGAGUUUCUCAUGUCAACUUAGGGAAUACAGACUUGCAGUUACCUGUGAAAGAUCUAGAAACUAUUAUUUACACACAGAUCAAAGACUUAAGUAAUAUGGCAAUAAACAAAUUUUGGUGUGUAUUGGACUUGAGGAGAAUUAUAUAUUUAAAUUUGUGAUGUUGUCAGUAUAUUUCUACUAUUUUGUUUGAACAUGUGGUACGAUGUGUGGGUAACAGAAUAUUUGUUGUGUGGUUAUUUUGUGUGUUAUGUUUGCAGUGUUUUCUACCUCACGUUGUAGGAUUACAUUUGCAAAAAAUCAUUCAAGAGUUUUCACUUUAAUUUCUGAAGUUCAUUUAAGUAUUAUGCCAUGCCAAAAAGUAGUUGAACACAAUACAGUAAUGAUAAAUGUACACUAUAAUGAAUGUUAAUGGUUAUAGUCCUGUUGUAAAUUAUGUCUGAAUGCUCUGGUAAUACAUUUUUACAACAUAGCUUCAUUAGUGUAAGUCUGUAUAGUUGCUUAAUGCAUGAACAUGUAGCUGGUGGGUGCACUUUGUGCACACGUAAGCUACAGAAUAUCCAAAGAUUCUAUGAGUAAGAUUAUUUUAUUGAGUAGAUAUCAAACAAGUAUUACCAAAAUAAUUAUAAAGUGUGUGAAACACAAACAUAUAUUACAGGAGGCUAGCAAUGUAAAUACUGGUACUGGCUAAUUAGUAUUUACAUUGCAGAUACUGAUUUGCCUUUAUAAAAUAAUUCAGUUUCAUCAACAUAUGCUAAUUAUUUUUAUUCUUUUAGAGGUUAGAUAGCCAGACAAUCAAAAUAUAAGGAUGUGAUAAAGUGACUACUUCUUACUUAUUUAAUACAAAAGCUCAGGCCAUAUUAAGUAGGUGAUGUACAAUAUUGCACCAUAUUUUUCUUGUGAAAACUAAGUUGUAUAAAAUAAUGUUGCAGUUAAAGCUGUAACUAACGGUGGUGUCUACAAGUUAUAUAACAAAAGGCAAUCAUUAUUAAUAACAUUUUUUCCUGAAAUUCCAAAACUGAAGUUUUAGUCUCGUUCAAAGUUUUCUAGUCUGGGACAUACUUGCUGAUAAAGAUGUUGGCUGUGCUAUGUCACUUACUUUUUUCACUUUGGUGCUAGUUUCCAAAAGUGUUAAAUUAUUUGUGAUUAGAGUGACAAAUUCAACACAGUCUAUUUUGAUUAUGAGAGACUCUUCAUUUGUGGGUACCUAGCUGCCCAAAUGCAAAAGACAUUUUGUGCCAGUUAUUUGGCGAAGAGAAACCUGCUACUGCUUGAUGGUUGUAAUUCUUAUAAGUUACCAUCACAUUAGAUUCACAACGGGUCUUUUUUUUUUUACUGUAAAGGAAGGUCAGUUGUGAGGUCUUACAUCUGGAGUACAUAUUAUCCACCCAAUUUGUUAUAUAUUCAGGUAAUAUGAAGAAAAGGUUAUUAAAUAAUGAGACAACUUCUUGUUCUAAAAACUUUUAUUGUGUGAACAUCAUUUCAUAGACUUACUCGUUGAGAAGAGAAUCAUUCAUCCAUUUUCCUUGUAUAUUCUGAAAGAGAGCAAAGGCCUUUAUCUUCACUUAUAUUCUGCACAGUAUGAGUGAGUUGUGUGAUAAAUCUAGCAAUGAGUGCGGCAUUAAAUAUCAUUCUGUGUUGCACAAGUCACUAAUUGUUAAUCAACCUAUUACAGAAACUAUUUUAAAAUUAUUUAUUUACAUUCGUAUAAUUUCAUACACUACAAAUAAAAAUUGCAGAUUUAAUUUGUUAUUAUUAUGAUUGUUAUUGAGGCUUUGAUUAUACUUUACUUUAAAGAACUGAUUUCAACAUUCCAAAGUUUACUGUAACAGCAUUUUAUUUUACUGUCUGUAGUGUACAAUUCAGCUGUAUGGUGUAAACAUUCAUGUAAAAAUGAUUUAUUUAUGAGGUAUUUGUCUAAUAAGAAACCAAAAAUGUUAUUUAAAUGUCCAAAAUUUGGAUUUUGAUGGAAGAUCUGAUACUGUAUAUAAAUAUAUACAAAGUGUGGCCCCAAUUGCAUGUGCGUAGGCACAUACCUGCAGGGUAAAAUGUUAAUUAUUUCUAUUUUGUAUUGAAUGUAAAAUAGCCAUGAUUUGAAUUUAAUAAUAUUAUUAUUUUCCUCUAAGUUAAAACACAAUGGCUUUUUAUACA
Schistocerca nitens (vagrant locust) is the source of this 7508-nucleotide messenger RNA. Its product is annotated as ras-responsive element-binding protein 1-like. Bases 1 to 5358 code for a protein of 1785 amino acids. Lineage: Eukaryota; Metazoa; Arthropoda; Insecta; Orthoptera; Acrididae. The record is from RefSeq and is a predicted model, not a curated record. Gene Ontology annotation, molecular function: DNA-binding transcription activator activity, RNA polymerase II-specific; RNA polymerase II cis-regulatory region sequence-specific DNA binding. The transcript is spliced from 10 exons. Gene Ontology annotation, biological process: regulation of transcription by RNA polymerase II. Gene Ontology annotation, cellular component: nucleus.